AUGGUGAUUCCGAAUUUGCAAAUGCCCUUUCCCGUUUUUCAGGAGGGCGAACAGCUUCUUCAAGUCUCGAAUGAUGUCUGGCAAGCACUGGGUUUGGUUAGGACGGGGCUCAAAGCAGCCAAACCGGGUUUGAUCGAGGUCGAGGAUUGUGCUUCAAGUUACAUUCAUGAAGUAAAAUGCAUAGGGUUGGGAAAUUUGCGAUCACAUACGAGGAUAGAACGAAUUGAGACAAUGUGGGUACUGGGCAUAUCUGCCCUCUAG
Molecule: messenger RNA, 261 nt
Organism: Botrytis fragariae
Lineage: Eukaryota; Fungi; Ascomycota; Leotiomycetes; Helotiales; Sclerotiniaceae
Exons: 2
Coding region: 1-261 (86 amino acids)
Source: RefSeq, a predicted model, not a curated record